Messenger RNA from Aspergillus novofumigatus IBT 16806, 684 nucleotides. RefSeq lists its product as uncharacterized. NCBI's taxonomy places the organism in Eukaryota, Fungi, Ascomycota, Eurotiomycetes, Eurotiales, Aspergillaceae. The record is from RefSeq and is a predicted model, not a curated record. The coding region runs from base 1 to 684 and encodes 227 amino acids. The transcript has a single exon.
AUGCCAGCGUGCCAUUUAUACCCCUACUGGAUGACUGACCCAAAUACUGAUGGUGUCAAACAAUUUUUUAGCGCUCUGAGGCAGUUUAGUUCUGCUGAAAAGGUGGAAGCAUGGCAUAAGCCCAUUUAUGGACAUGUCCCCGGGAUUGAAAGGGCAGCAAACUUCACACUUCUCUCCCCCUACGCCCAUGAGCUGCACACCAGCGGAUACUUUGCCCUUGAGCCUGUUGAGGAAGAUCCAGAAGGCAAGUGGAUCACGGUGAAGAUUUGGUGGUUGAAGCAACAUACAGGUGUUGAUUUCAACAUUGCUCCGCAGCUUCCACCAAAUCAGCACCCAUGUAACCAGAGGAGAAAACUUGUGCGGUCAUCGCUUUUAAGUCAAGUCUGCCAGUACGUCGCCAGAGAAGGGCAGAUCCCCCGUUUUGACAAACAACAACCUGGCCUCAAAACGUCUGUUCCCAGCAUUUUGGGUCAGAGGCGAAAGCCGUGCUCCUCAUCCGAGACGAGGACCCUAAAGAGCUCAAAGUCAAUGGUUGGAACCCUCUCAAAACGUGCAAAGAGUCUCCGAAAAUUGCUGCCACGACAUGGCAACUCCAGCCCACGGUUCUUACAGCGAAAGAACAACCGGGAUGGAAAGAGUUUAGUUACCGGAUGGAAACGUCCAUUGUUCUUGUCGUCCGGCUGA